Vigna angularis (adzuki bean) is the source of this 1342-nucleotide messenger RNA. Its product is annotated as transcription repressor OFP8. The coding region runs from base 395 to 1186 and encodes 263 amino acids. NCBI's taxonomy places the organism in Eukaryota, Viridiplantae, Streptophyta, Magnoliopsida, Fabales, Fabaceae. The record is from RefSeq and is a predicted model, not a curated record. Gene Ontology annotation, biological process: negative regulation of DNA-templated transcription. The transcript has a single exon.
UUUUGCAUACUAAGUUUUCAAUUGUCGACACUAUUAAGUGUUUAAUAUAGCAUGGUGUUAAUCCUUUUUUUUCUGGGAAGGUGAGAUUCUUGAAAUUAUGUGCGUGUCUUCAUUACGUAACUGAACCCUAAAUCACUGUCAUUUUCGAACAGCAAGCAUAACCUGAAGGCCAUUUCCAAUACCAACCACACUCUCACUUGGAUUCAGUCAGAGACCAUCACCAUAUUCUCACACAAUCAAACCUUCGGUCCCACUUUCCUUUCUCCUUAUUACUCUAUACAUCAAUGCCGGCCAUUCUUAUUCUAUUGCAUUUCUCUUUAUUAUAAAUAUAUUCUUAACCCUAAACUGUUUAAUAUGUGCCAUCUUUUCUUUACUUUCCAACUAUUACCACACCAUGUCCAAACGAUUCAAAAUCAAAUUCAAUGUUCCUUCCUUUCAGAUAUGUCGCUCAAAAGACCUUUCUUCUUUCCCAGGAAACCCCGUUCCUGCCAUAUACCGUCUCUCUCCCGUUAACCACAACGCACGUCAUCCCAACCUUCCUUCUCCCCAAUCGUCCAAGAUAACGUCGUCCGUUUCGCAGGGGUGCAAAAUGUGCCGUGACAAGGAGCCGUACAAAGCGAAAUCCAGAAGCCGGAAAGGCACGUCGAGCGUUCCGUCGAGGCGAAGCGAUUUUCUGAUCGACAACGUCGAGGAAGAGGAAAGCGAGACUCUGAUUUCUUGCUUGACAAGUUUCUCCGACGAGAUUUGUCACGACGAGGCGAGGGACUUGAGAAACAGUAGGCAUAGAAGGAAGGCGAGCAGCGUGAAGAAGGUUCAGAGCGUGAGGUUUCGGAGCUCUUCGGAGAAUCGAGGAGGAGCGGGAACGACGGAGAAGGUGAAGAAAAUGUCGACGACGGUGACGCGGAGCAAUGUUGAGGGGAAGGUGAGGGAGAGCUUUGCGGUGGUGAAGAAGUCGAAGGAUCCUUACGAAGACUUCAAGAAAUCGAUGAUGGAGAUGAUAACGGAGAUGGAGAUGUCUGAGGCGGAAGACCUGGAACAGCUUUUGCAGUGUUUCUUGGCUUUGAACUCGCGGAGUUACCAUGCAGUCAUCGUUAGAGUUUUCAUGGAGAUUUGGCAACAAAUGUUCGUGUGGAACCCAAAGUCCGUGAAAAAUCUCACGGACGUUAAAACUGAUACGGAAAAGUAAAUUGUGCUUUGUUUUAGGUUACUUUAUAUGUGAAUGAGUUAGUCUUAGGAUGUUUGAUUUGUUUUUGGAUUGAAAAUUUAUUCAUAUACACCUUUAAUUUAGUCUGCUUCAAUUCUAGUUAGAGAAAUAUUAUGAAAAGAGAUGUGUGGAAUACAU